Molecule: messenger RNA, 2031 nt
Organism: Rangifer tarandus platyrhynchus (Svalbard reindeer)
Lineage: Eukaryota; Metazoa; Chordata; Mammalia; Artiodactyla; Cervidae
Source: the annotation of a GenBank genome assembly
AUGAGGCGCUGCCCGUGCCGGGGAAGCCUGAGCGAGGCGGAGGCCCAGGCGCUGCCGACGGCAGCCCGCAUGGGACUGGCGGCGCCGCGAGGGGGGCGGCGGCGGCAGCCAGGGCAGCAACGACCUGGGCCCGGAGCUGGGGGCUCGGUGGGGCGGCCGGAAGGGGGCGGGCCCCGGGCCCGGACCGAGGAGUCCAACCUCCACACCGAGUCCCAGAGCGCCAGCCUCGGGUUUGAGUCGGGGGCCGACGGACGGGCUGAGCCUGAAGCAGCUGGCCUCGGAGCGGAGACGGAGCGGCCCAACCCAACGACGGAGCCAGGCAAGUCCAUUCUCCGGACACAUCCAGGAGGGAGCAGCCACUGGUCAGAGCUGGAGACAGCCGGUGACUGGACGGAGACCGGGACAGAUGGCUUUUGGGCUGAUCCACACAGGACUGACCUCCAUUCUCAGCCCCAUAGGGCUAACCUCUGGGCACAGCCAGGGGUUGACGGGCCCUGGACAGAACUAGAGAUACAUGGGUCACAGACCCAGCCAGAGAGGGCCAGGCCCAGGGCUGAUAACCUCUGCACCCACCAGAACAGGUCAAGCGUCCGGACCCAGCCAGAGGGGGUCCCUCUCUCAACAGAGCCGGGUGUUGACAGCUCUUGGAAAGAACCGUUCACCGAGGGCUCCAGGACGCAAAAAGGUACCGAAGACUCCUGGACGGAGCUUCACGCUGAUGGCUCCCAGAUACAACAGGACACUGAAGCAGCCUGGAAGCAGCUUGACCCCGGUGGUUUCCCAACACAAGAUACCGAUGGCUUGUGGUCACAGCCCGGCACUGACGGACCCCAGACAGAGCCUAGGACAAACUGCCUUUUGGGGGAGCCCAACCAAGAUGACUCAUUAGAGGAACCAGAACACAGGGAGUUGGUGACUCAUCUGUACUCUCACCUGGAGGGUAGCCCCCUGACCCCUGUGCCCCGCCUCAUUAUCACUCCGGAGACCCCUGAGCCUGAGGCUCAGCCAGGGGGCCCUCCCUCCCAGCUUGAGGCGGGCAGUGGGGGCUUCUCCUCUGCCUCCUCUUUCGACGAGUCUGAGGAUGACGUGGUGGCUGGGGGCGGAGGUGCCAGCGACCCCGAGGACAGGUCUGGGAACAAGCCGUGGAAGAAGCUGAAGACGGUUCUGAAGUAUUCGCCCUUUGUGGUCUCCUUCCGAAAACACUACCCUUGGGUCCAGCUGUCUGGACACUCUGGGAACUUUCAGGCAGGGGAAGAUGGUUGGAUUCUGAAGCGUUUCUGUCAGUAUGAGCAGCACAGCCUGGAGCAGCUGAUGCAUGACCCCCUGCGGCCUUUUGUGCCAGCCUACUAUGGCAUGGUGCAUCGGGAUGGCCAGACCUUCAAUCAGAUGGAAGAUCUCCUGGCAGACUUUGAGAACCCCUCCAUCAUGGACUGCAAGAUGGGCAGCAGGACCUACCUGGAGGAGGAGCUGGUGAAGGCGCGAGAACGGCCCCGGCCCCGGAAGGACAUGUAUGAGAAGAUGGUGGCUGUGGACCCCGGGGCCCCCACCCCCGAGGAGCAUGCCCAGUGUGCGGUCACCAAGCCCCGCUACAUGCAGUGGAGGGAGACCGUGAGCUCGACGUCCACCCUGGGCUUCCGGAUCGAGGGCAUCAAGAAAGCCGAUGGGACCUGCAACACUAACUUCAAGAAGACGCAGAAGCUGGAACAGGUGACAAAGGUGUUGGAGGAUUUUGUGGAUGGAAACCACACAAUCCUGAGAAAGUACGUGGCACGCCUAGAAGAACUUCGUGAAGCUCUGGAGAGCUCCCCCUUCUUCAGGACCCACGAGGUGGUAGGCAGUUCCCUCCUCUUUGUUCACGACCACACCGGCCUGGCCAAGGUCUGGAUGAUCGACUUUGGCAAGACUGUGGCCCUGCCUGACCACCAGACGCUCAGCCAUCGGCUGCCCUGGGCUGAGGGCAACCGUGAGGAUGGCUACCUCUGGGGCCUGGACAACAUGAUCUGCCUCCUCCAGGGCCUGGCCCGAAGUUGA